AUAAUUAGAUCAGAUUGUAUACAUGGACCCGUCCUCCAAAAGUGGAGAAAAGAACCAUGAGGGACCAAAAAUCAGAGAUCAUGAAGAGGAGGAAAUCAAGGAUCAGGUUACUGGGCAUUCGAAUAAUGUAGAUGAAGUAGUAAAUGAGGUUGGUGGAAGUUGGAGCAAUGAAGAAGAAGAAAAUGAAAUAUUUAACGAUGAUGGAGAUGCUGGUGGGGUCCACAAUGAAGUUGGAAUUGAAGACUUAAAUAUUGUCACUGUAGACAGUGGUAUGGUAAAACUAGUGCUAGAUGUCCCUAAUUUGUUGGAUAAUGAAGAUGAGGAGACUAUUGAAGCUAGGACAAUUUUGAGAAACUUCAUAGCUUCUCAAGGUAAACCCAGAACUGAGAAUGAGCAAUCAGAAUCUAUCAUGGAAGUGGGAUCUUCUAGUAUUGCUAUUGGUGCAGGGCAUAUUGAUACAGUAGCAAAAAUUGAUGAUGGAGCAAUCCAAUUAGAUGAUGAUGUUAGCUAUAUUACAACAAGUGAUGAGGAUGACAGUGAAGUUGAACAUGGUAGAAGAAGAAAGGCUAUACAUCUGGUAUUCAAGGAACAUGAAGAUUGGCUUGUGAUAGGUCUUGGGAUGAUUUUUAUUAGCAAGGAACAGUUUAAAAGAGCUAUUGAUGAGUUGAGUUUUAAAGAAGGUAGACAAAUUAAAUGGGUGAAAAAUGACAAGGUCAAGUUCAGGGCAAUAUGCUAGGAAGCUAAGAAAAAAGGGUGCAUAUGGAAGAUUUUGUUGGCAAAGGACAGCCCAUUAGACUCUUGGAUGGUAAAAACUUUCCAACAAGAGCAUACAUGCAAUUGGGGUGUUGUGAACAAGAGAUAUACAUCAUGCCAUGCAGCUAAGCAUUUAGUUAAUUCCAGAGGAGCAAGUUGUUUGUAUAUGAAUUAUGAUAGCAUCUUUCAAGCUAUUUGGAAUGAGAAGAAUAUUGAGCUACUUCAGUGCAAUGUAAGAAAACAAAGCAGCAGUU
Rubroshorea leprosula is the source of this 1007-nucleotide messenger RNA. Lineage: Eukaryota; Viridiplantae; Streptophyta; Magnoliopsida; Malvales; Dipterocarpaceae. The record is from the annotation of a GenBank genome assembly.